AUAUGGCUUGUAACCAGGGGGAGAGGGGAUCAGACUUCAAAUGACCGGAAUAUUUUCCCUUAGAGGGCAAAUGGGUCGACAACCACGUGCGAUUGUGCGUGUAACAAAAUUAACACCGAUCAUUCAUAUCUGGCAGUCGUUUCAAAGUCGAUCGAUACAAAGUACACCUUCCCUCUUUCUUCUUGUCGAAGCUAAAUAAUUUACACCCCCUCUAGGCAAUACGGAUCUCCCUCUCACGUGACCUGCAGUCGAGUUUCAAGAUGUCGAUGAGCGAGAAUUUUGCGAUGUGUCUGUUUACAUGAAACAUUGGAGAUUUGACUCUGAUCUUUGCCAACGCCGAGUACUGUCCUAGAUAUUAAUAGCUCCAAGUGUGUUCGAGCCAGCUGUUUGCUGUAAAUUGCUUUCUUAUCAAAUUCAAGGAUGGGUCAGACUCUCUCAGAGCCAGUGACCACAAAGGAGACAUCAUCCUGUUCAAACAAGUUGUACAAAGUUGGCUCUUCUUGUAUGCAGGGAUGGAGGAUAAACAUGGAGGAUUCACAUACAGAGAUUUUGUCUCUCAAAGAAGACAAAGGCACUGCUUUUUUUGGAGUUUAUGAUGGUCAUGGAGGUGCUAGGGUGGCACAGUAUUGUGGCAGAUGUGUCCACACAAAGAUCACCAGUCAUCCUGCUUGGGCAAAGGGAAACAUAUCAGAAGCAAUAAAAGGAGGUUUCUUGUCAUGCGAUAUAGACAUGCAGAAAGAUGAACAGAUGAAAGAUGAAAUGGCUGGAACAACUGCGAUAGUAAUAAUUCUCAAAAAUAACAAAAUUUAUUGUGGAAAUGUUGGUGACUCUAGAGCAAUUGCAUCAAAGAAAGGAGCAGUAGAACAGUUGUCCUAUGAUCAUAAACCCAGCAAUGAUGAUGAAACAAGAAGAAUCAUUGCUGCUGGUGGCUGGGUAGAGUUUAACAGAGUAAAUGGUAACUUAGCCUUAUCCCGGGCACUUGGAGAUUUCUGCUUCAAAAAGAACGAUAAGAAGUCUGCAGAGGAACAGAUUGUUACAGCUAUGCCUGAUGUUAUAACGAAAGAUGUUACUCCAGAUCACGAGUUUAUAGUAUUAGCCUGUGAUGGUAUCUGGGAUGUUUUGUCCAAUCAAGAAGUGGUAGACUUUGUGAGAACACGAAUAGCUCAAAGAAUGGAACCUGAACAGAUCUGUGAAGAGCUUCUCACAAGAUGUCUUGCCCCUGACUGUCAAAUGGGUGGACUGGGUUGCGAUAACAUGACAGUGAUUAUUGUGUGUUUUCUUCAAGGAGGAACUUAUGAAGAACUCUGCGAGAAGUGUUCAGGACCAAGUGACUCUAGUUCAUAUAAUGGCAAUAAUUCCCCACCUUUUUAUUCUUGACUUUGAAGUCAGCGUGGAUUCUUCAGUUUCUAUUGUCAGUGUGAUCAUUUUAGCAUCAAAAACAGCGUGUCGUUGGCGUUUCAAGCAUGUUUUAGAAUGGAGGAGAUAAACGGAGGAGGCCAGCACUUCAGAAACUGGAAACAUACAAGUUGUUCAGGGUUUUGACUGCCCGAGAAAACAUGAACAAAAACGAUAGUCUAGGAUGUCCAACAUUGGGCAGAGUUAACUGUACACAAAUGGAAUUUCAAGCCCUUGUGUGUUUCCAGGAUUUUUUUAUUGUUAUUUUAAGGGGAUAAAUUUGCUAAAGAAUAGAGAAUUGACAUUUCGUAGUUUACAUUGGACCAUCAUUGAUGUUCUUGGACCUGAAUUUGAUUCCUGGGUUCUUCCUUGGUCACACUUUGGAGAUGGUUAUAUCACAAGCCAAUUAGCUUGGACAGCUUGGCUAAUCCUGUGUGGCCAUGAGAUGGGAAGAUGUGUGGAAGAAAUCAGUUGAUUCUGCAUAUUGAUACAAGGUGAAUUUUCAACACAUCCGUUGCACUGUACACUAUACUCGGCACGACAGACCAGUUCUUUGUUCAGUUCCAAGACAAUCCUUCAGUUCACAAGGAAUUGGAUAUCAACUUGGAACCAAUUCAGACCACUUGGUUACAGUUCAUCUGCAAAGUCAGAGCCUUCAAAAAAAGACAAACUUGUGUUUCAGAGGUUGAGGAAAAAAUUUGCAAAUAAAUUAGUUACAGGACCUCACUGCAUGAA
Orbicella faveolata is the source of this 2130-nucleotide messenger RNA. Its product is annotated as putative protein phosphatase 2C T23F11.1. The record is from RefSeq and is a predicted model, not a curated record. Gene Ontology annotation, biological process: protein dephosphorylation. Gene Ontology annotation, molecular function: cation binding; protein serine/threonine phosphatase activity. NCBI's taxonomy places the organism in Eukaryota, Metazoa, Cnidaria, Anthozoa, Scleractinia, Merulinidae.